AGUACAGGUGGGACUCAAUUAUGGCAAAAAAAAAAAGUGACUGCAGUGCCUGAAUGACAGAUUUGGGAAACACCGUCCCAAAGGGAGAAGGUACAGAGAGUAUUCUGAGGUGCUGCAGUUCUGGGUUUAAAAAUUAUUCUUUCUCCAAUUUCAUUCAUUCACCACUUGGCACAAGAGUGUUUUCAAAGAAACCUUUCUCUUUUUCUUUUGAUUUUGCAGAUUCCAGAAAGAAACUGGAAGUUAAGGAUUUAAGGAGAGACUGUUGUCUUAAAAUAGUCUCACUUAUUUCAAAGAACACAUGCCAGAAACUUAAAAAGGUAUUAUUAACCACUAAUUUAAAUAUAUAUUUAACAUUAUCAACUGGUAUCCUUUAAGGAGUUGCACUGAGAGCCUGGCCCUGGAUCCCGAUUGCCCUUCUGCCAGGAGGACACACACAGCCAAAGAUGAAUUUGGGAAAAGCAGCCGCUUGCUCCUUUAACCAUGGAAAAGCAGAGCCGCAGUGAGAUGGAAAUCAUCCCGGCAGAGCCGCACUCCUACGUUAAAUUGUUGAAAGUCAACCGGGAACAUCUGGUCACUCACAUCCGCAACACUCAGUGUCUGGUGGACAACUUGCUGCAGAAUGACUACUUCUCUGCCGAAGAUGCGGAGAUCGUGUGCGCCUGCCCCACGCAGCCUGACAAGGUCCGCAAAAUUCUGGAUCUGGUGCAAAGCAAGGGUGAUGAAGUGUCCGAGUUCUUCCUCUACGUGCUCCAGCAGCUCGCAGAUGCUUACGUGGACCUCAGGCCUUGGCUGUCAGAGAUCGGCUUCUCCCCUUCCCAGAUCAUUCAGAGCAAAGCUAUUGUCAACACCGAUCCAGUGAGCAGAUACACCCAGAAGCUGCGACACCAGCUGGGCCGGGACUCCAAGUUCAUCCUGUGCUAUGCCCAAAAGGAGGAGCUGCUGCUGGAGGAGAUGUACAUGGACACCAUCAUGGAGCUGGUCAACUUCAACAACGAGAGCCUGGGCAGCCUGGGUAGCCUGGCCUGUCUCCUGGACCCCUCCACAGGCGUCCUCAAUGAGCAGGGCGAGACCAUCUUCAUCUUUGGCGAUGCGGGCGUGGGCAAGUCCAUGCUGCUGCAGCGGCUGCAGGGCCUCUGGGCGGCGAACCAGCUGGACACUGGGCUCAAGUUCUUCUUCCACUUCCGCUGCCGCACAUUCAGUUGCUUCAAGGAGAGCGCCACGCUGUGUCUGCAGGACCUGCUCUUCAAGCACUACUGCUACCCGGAGCAGGACCCCGAGGAGGUGUUCGCUUUCCUGCUGCGCUUUCCCCACACGGCCCUCUUCACCUUCGACGGCCUGGACGAGCUCCACUUGGACUUCGACCUGAGUGGCCAGCCCGACACCUCCUCCCCCUGGGAGCCCGCGCACCCCCUGGUCCUGCUGGCCAACCUGCUCAGUGGGAAGCUGCUCAAGGGGGCACGCAAGCUGCUCACGGCCCGCACGGGGACCGAAAUCCCGCGCCAUCUCCUUUGGAAGAAGGUGCUUCUGCGGGGCUUCUCCCCCAGCCACCUGCGGGCCUACACCGGGAGGAUGUUCCCUGAGCGCGCCAUGCGCCAGCACCUGCUGGACCAGCUGGAGGCCAACCCCAACCUCUGCAGCCUGUGUGCCGUGCCCCUCUUCUGCUGGAUCAUCUUCAGGUGUUUCCAGCAUUUCCACGACGCCUUUGACAGCUCCCCGCAGCUGCCUGACUGCACGAUAACGCUGACCGACAUCUUCCUGCUGGUCACCGAGGUCCACCUGAACAGGACGCAGCCCACCAGCCUGGUGCAGCGGAACACGCGGAGCCAGACAGAGACCUUCCGCUCUGGCCAGGGCACUCUGCGCUCUCUGGGGCAGGUGGCCUACGGGGGCAUGGAGAAGAGCCUGUUUAUCUUCAGCCAGGAGGAGGUGCAAGCCUCUGAAGUGCAGGAGGGGGAUCUGCAGCUGGGCUUCCUGCGAUCUGGGCUGGAGCUGGGCCUCGGAGGCGACCAGCAGUCCUAUGAGUUUUUCCACUUAACCCUCCAGGCCUUCUUUGCUGCCCUCUUUCUCGUGCUGGACGACAAGGUAGGCACCCAGGAGCUGCUCAGGUUCUUCCAGGAGUGGGCUCCUCCUGAGGAGGCGGCAGCCCCGUCCUGCUAUCCCCCCUUCCUCCCAGUCCACUGCCUGGGGGGCCGUGGCCUGGCGAGGGAGGACCCCUUCAAGAACAAGGAUCAUUUUCAUUUCACCAACCUCUUCCUGUGUGGGCUGUUGUCCAAAGGCAAACAGAAACUCCUGCAGCACCUGGUGCCCGCUGCUGCCCUGCGGAGAAAGCGCAAGGCCCUGUGGGCUCACCUGUUCGCCAGCCUGCGCUCCCACCUGAAGAACCUGCCCCGAGUUCAGUCUGGGGGCUUCAACCAGGUGCAGGCCAUGCCCACCUUCAUCUGGAUGCUGCGCUGCAUCUAUGAGACGCAGAGCGAGAAGGCGGGGCGGCUGGCGGCCAGGGGCAUCUGCGCCAACUACCUCAAGCUGACCUUCUGCAACGCCUACUCGGCCGACUGCAGCGCCCUCUCCUUCGUCCUACACCACUUCCGCAAGCAGCUCGCCCUCGACCUGGACAACAACAACCUCAACGACUACGGCGUGCGGGAGCUGCAGCCCUGCUUCAGCCGCCUCACCGUCAUUAGACUCAGUGUAAACCAGAUCACCGACAGUGGGGUGAAGGUGCUGUACGAAGAGCUGACCAAAUACAAAAUACUGACGUUUUUAGGCUUAUACAACAACCAGAUCACCGAUGUCGGAGCCAGGUACAUCGCCAGAAUCCUGGAGGAGUGCAAAGGCCUCACACACCUGAAGCUGGGAAAAAACAAAAUAACGAGUGAAGGAGGAAAGUGUCUUGCCCUGGCUGUGAAGAACAGCAAAUCCAUCUUUGAAGUUGGGAUGUGGGGCAAUCAGAUCGGUGAUGAGGGAGCCAAGGCCUUCGCAGAGGCUCUGAGGAACCACCCCAGCUUGACCAACCUGAGUCUCGCAUUCAAUGGCAUCUCUACAGAAGGAGGAAAGAGUCUCGCAUGGGCCCUGCAGCGGAAUGCAUCUCUGAGAAUAUUCUGGCUCACCAAAAAUGAACUUGAUGAUGAAGUGGCUGAGAGCUUGGCAGAGAUGUUGAAAGUCAACCAGACAUUGAAACAUUUAUGGCUUAUCCAGAACCAGAUCACAGCCAAGGGGAUGGCCCAAUUGGCAGAUGCGUUACAGAAGAACACUGGCAUAAUGGAGAUCUGCUUAAAUGGGAACUUGAUAAAGCCAGAGGAGGCCAAAGUAUUUGAAGAUGAGAAGCGGAUUGUCUAUUUCUGAGAGGCUGUUUUCCUGUUGGUGGGUUUUGGCCCUGGAGGCAACUCUGUGCAGCUGCAUGUCUUGGAU
Vicugna pacos (alpaca) is the source of this 3408-nucleotide messenger RNA. The record is from RefSeq and is a predicted model, not a curated record. Lineage: Eukaryota; Metazoa; Chordata; Mammalia; Artiodactyla; Camelidae.